CUAUCCUAUUAGAUAGCUUUGCAAAAUAUAACCACUUUUACUUUGAAACAGGAUAUUUUGUGUGUCAGCCAUGUUUAACAUUCUUGUCUAUACAUUUUAUAUAGCGUGUGUACCUGUUUUGACAACAACCAACGGUCAAAAUGGAAUAAGUUGGAAACGCCGGGCAUUAGAAGAUGAAACACAGUAUAGCCGACGUUCUGUUAACACAGGAUCUCUAGUCUUUAGCCGGACAACUUACAGAGUUGAGAUAUAUGAGAAUAUUCCGGUAGCCAGCAUCAUUACCACUGUCAGAGCCGCUGACACAAAUUCUGAUCAUACUCAGGAUAUAACUUACAGUAUAAUUGCACCGGUUAACCAAACCACUUUUAAAAUUGAUCCUACAUUGGGAAGUAUUACAACAUUGAAGCCUUUGGACAGAGAGGUUCAGCCGAGUUACCACUUAGUUAUUGAAGCAAAGAAUCGUGAUAUGUUAGAUAAACAGCUGUCAUCGACUGCUGUUAUAAACAUAAUAGUUCUUGAUGAAAACGACAACAUGCCAACAUUCACGCAAAGAUCUUACGAUGCUAAAGUUUACGAAGAGUCUGCAUCUUCAACGCUAGUAAUUCGUUUAUAUGCUUACGAUCUAGAUGAAGGCCAGAAUGGGGACUUACACUACAGUAUAGUUGCUGGUAACGUAGAUGGCGCUUUUCGUAUUGACCCUUUAUCUGGCGAGGUAUUCACUAAUCUUAUUUUAGACCAUGAGAACAGAAGUUUCUACAAGUUAAGAAUAGAAGCAACAGAUAACGGAGAAAAUCGCCGUUUAUCAACUACUACAACUCUGAAUAUCUAUGUAUUGGACGUAAAUGACAAUGCUCCUCUUUUCGUGCAAAACAACUAUACUUUAUGGGUACUCGAGAACGUACCUGUCGGCUCUGUUGUAUCAAGACUUAAUGCUCGUGAUGCUGACAGUGGAAAUAACUCGAAACUAACAUACUCUAUACAAGGUAAUGUUAAAGCAGCGGACUUACCUUUUAUUAUUGACGCUGACACUGGGGAAAUAUUGGUAUCAAGACAACUGGAUACAGAAAAACAAGAUCGUUAUAUAAUUGUAGUUAAGGCAACCGAUCAUGGGAUACCUCCUCUCUCAUCUUUAACUACAGUCGAGAUUAGGGUAUUAGAUGCCAAUGAUAACAAACCAUUGUUUAUCGAUAGAGAUUUGUUUAUAAAAGUUUCUAAGAACGCAGAGAUCGGUCAAAGCAUUGCAAAGUUGACUGCAAUAGAUUCCGACAUAAAUGAUAAGUUAACAUACAGAAUCACAAACGGGAACAGUGAACAUUCAUUUGAGAUUCAAACGGAAACAGGUAUCAUUACAUUAAAUAAGACACUGUUAUCCACGAAUUUUCAUAAUGCUACCAUUACUGUUGAAGUGACUGACGGGAUAUAUUCUGAUACAGCAAUUGUUCAUAUAAUUGUAAUCGCUUCGCACAUUCAAACAUUGACAUUUCCGAAGACUGCUUACCAAUUUAGCGUACUUGAAAAUCAAGCAGUGGAUACUGUCAUAGGGAAGGUUGAAAUAGCAAAUAACAACACUGCCGUCAGAUAUGAGCUUCUGUAUACAAAUGCUUUUAGUAUUGACAAUUUCACUGGUGAAAUAAAAACCAAAGAAACCCUUGAUCGUGAGUCACAGAUAAUACACUUGUUCGAAAUUCAAGCAAGUACCCCUGACGGCAAGUAUCAAUGUACUGCCAAAAUAACUGUUUCAGUUAUUGAUAUGAACGAUAACGCGCCAGUAUUUUCAAAGUCGAUUUACGAAGCAAUGGUACAAAAACCUUUGAGAGCCGGAGAAGUCGUGAUUACUGUACAUGCCAACGAUGGGGACAUAGGUUUAAAUGCAGUACUAAGGUACAGUUUGAUUUCGGCUAGUAACAAACCAAGUGACUUUAGUAUUAUGGAAAGUGGAACAAUAUAUAUUUCGCAGUACAAUACGAUUAAUCAGGAAUCUGCGGGGAACUAUACACUUAUUGUUCAGGCGGUGGAUGGUGGCAGUAUUCCACUUUCAGCACAAGCUACGGUUAUAAUAAAAGUUGAAGAAGAAGUUAUACCAGUCGGCUAACAAACAGAGAGAAAGACAGUCAUCGUAUAUCUGUCAGCACUCAGCAAUAUUUAAUUAAACGGAAACUUGUUGUUAUAAAUGACAUAACAUUUUCAGAAUGAAAUGAUUAAAUUAAUUAUCUGACCUGUGUUUCUAUUUUAAAAUCCUAUAACACAAUUUCUAAAUGAAUAAGUAGGUUUGUCAUUUACAUUCUUACACAUUUCUUUCUUCUGCGACAUGUUUAUAUUUGAGAAUUUUACUAUGAUCAGAUUGUUAAAAAAUAUAUUUGUAUUUUCCCGCCUGGUCGACACUUUUUCUUUAUUCAUUUGGUCUAUUUUUUAUUUGUUAAGUAUUGCUGACACUAAGCAUUCCGCUGUUGUUUAACCAUGGACUAGUAUAAUUAAAAAAUAUUGUGACCACAUAUAUCUUUUGAAAGUAUCGAGUAAGAUGUGAAAUAAAUAAUGAAACUGGU
Messenger RNA from Ruditapes philippinarum (Manila clam), 2543 nucleotides. RefSeq names its product cadherin EGF LAG seven-pass G-type receptor 1-like. Lineage: Eukaryota; Metazoa; Mollusca; Bivalvia; Venerida; Veneridae. Gene Ontology annotation, molecular function: calcium ion binding; cadherin binding. The record is from RefSeq and is a predicted model, not a curated record. Gene Ontology annotation, biological process: homophilic cell-cell adhesion. The transcript has a single exon. The coding region runs from base 71 to 2092 and encodes 673 amino acids. Gene Ontology annotation, cellular component: plasma membrane; catenin complex.